AUGGCGGCGAUCCACCGCAACUGUCUCUUCUGCAAGACGAAGCCUUGGAACGACGGAGAGCUGGAACUGCUCAACUGGUACAGCGUGCACCUCAACGGCCGCUUGGACACUCGCAUCUGCUUCUUCCACAAUCAGAAACAGAUCCAAUCCCUCCGUAGGGUGCGCGGCCAGGUACAGCAAGAGUCGCGGCGACGGACAGCACCGGUGGAGGAGCUGAAACAGAGGAUCUUCAUGGACCAUUACCGAGAGAUGCAAGGGGAUCAGAAGCGCUCCAAGUCUUGUAUUCUGAUGUGA
Molecule: messenger RNA, 294 nt
Organism: Cladophialophora immunda
Lineage: Eukaryota; Fungi; Ascomycota; Eurotiomycetes; Chaetothyriales; Herpotrichiellaceae
Exons: 1
Coding region: 1-294 (97 amino acids)
Source: RefSeq, a predicted model, not a curated record